Molecule: messenger RNA, 1119 nt
Organism: Ascochyta rabiei
Lineage: Eukaryota; Fungi; Ascomycota; Dothideomycetes; Pleosporales; Didymellaceae
Exons: 5
Coding region: 1-1119 (372 amino acids)
Source: RefSeq, a predicted model, not a curated record
AUGUCAUCCAAGACCAAUGGCUUCGCCCAAGGAACCGUCCUUAAGGUCGCGUACUCUAUGCUCGGAGUCACGAGCUGUGUGGUACUUGCUCGGGCUGGUCUCAACGUGGUAAGGCCAAAACGACUGACAGCCUCGGACAUCCUCGUCUUCUUUGCGUUCGCCUGUUACGCGACCAUGUGCGCUCUCUACAUAACCUUGUCGCCGUAUAUGCAACGGCUUUACGACGUCGUCAAUGGAAAGCUGCCGCCCUACCCUGAAAUGGAGCAGGAGAACAUCAAGAUGACUAAAAUGAUAUUUGCGGCUCCAUGCAUGUUUUGGAUGACCUUGUGGUUAGUCAAACUGUCGCUGCUUUUAUUGUACCGGAGACUGCUGGUUGGGCUGCCCAGAGGCUAUACCAUUGUUUGGUGGGGCACUGCUGUGAUCUGUCUUGUGACCUAUAUCGGUAACUACGUUUUCUACUUCAGAUCGUGCGGCAGCAUAUCAGGUUUUUGGACAGGAGGAUGCAGUGGCGAUGCUGCAGAGCAGGCGCAGCUAACCAGUUUGUUCUAUUCUUUCACAGCAGACACAACUACGAACCUCACGAUCAUGGCCCUGCCUAUAAGGCUCACCUGGAAUCUCCAAAUGCCUCGUAGCAAGAAGAAUGCUAUCCUCCUCUUGUUUGCAACCGGGUUCAUCUGCAUCUUCUUCGCCUGCCUUCGAGUAUCACAGGUCGCUAUCAACGCAGCCAAGCCUGAGGCCAAAGGCCAGCCUCUGGAUCCUACAUGGCUCGCUAUUUGGGGCAUAGUUGAGUGCUCUAUCGCUGUCAUCAUUGGCUGUUGCCCCGCCUUUGCAGUACUCGUGAACGCAUUUCGGGCAAGAGCUACAUACGAUUCGCAGGGGUAUCGAAAACAUACUGGGACUGGGACUGGGCAGGGUAGAGGCAGCAAGGUGCAACUCAGGACAAUCGGCAGCAUGGGGACACGAGAGCGUAAUCGCCGGUUGGGUUUGGAUACUACAGACUCGCAUUGGGCUGAUGCACACAACAGCCAGGAGCAGCUGAGUGCGACUCAUGACGGCAUACUCGUCUCGACCACUGUUACGCAGAAGCAGGGCGCAACAGUUGCAGUUGAGCAUCGGUAG